Diaporthe citri is the source of this 1413-nucleotide messenger RNA. RefSeq lists its product as uncharacterized. Lineage: Eukaryota; Fungi; Ascomycota; Sordariomycetes; Diaporthales; Diaporthaceae. The record is from RefSeq and is a predicted model, not a curated record. Bases 1 to 1413 code for a protein of 470 amino acids. The transcript is spliced from 5 exons. Gene Ontology annotation, molecular function: glucan endo-1,3-alpha-glucosidase activity. Gene Ontology annotation, biological process: mating projection tip cell wall disassembly.
AUGAGGUGUUCCACUAUACUUGUGGGAUUGCUAUGCCCAUUGCAUGUUCUCUCAAAGGCUGUGUUUGCACAUUUUCUGGUUGACAACACAGCUCUCUUCACCUCAUCAGACUGGGAAAGAGAGUACUCUUUGGCCCGAGAAGCGCUGAUAGAUGCUUUCGUUCUGAACAUUGCUUGGAAUGGAACUUCGAACGAAAGACAGAUCCCGCUGGCCUUUGAGGUCGCCAACUCCGUUGGAUUCAAGCUGUUCUUCUCCUUCGACUACGACGGCAACGGACCUUGGCCCAAAGACGACGUCCUCGCGCUGAUGACGAAUUAUCAAACAAAUGGCGCCUACUACACAGAGAACUCACAACCGUUGGUGUCUACCUUCGAAGGCGGUUCCAACGCAACGGAUUGGAUAGACAUCAAAGCAGAGACAGACUGUUUCUUGAUCCCAGAUUGGUCUUCCCUUGGCGCACAAAAAGCGUGGGAUGCUGCCGACAAUGUCGCCGAUGGUCUCUUUAGCUGGGACGCGUGGCCGAGUGGUGUCAGGCCGAUGGACGGCAGUGUGGACGAGACGUACCUUGGAGUGGUCGACAAAUCAAAGUACAUGAUGGCGGUCUCGCCGUGGUUCUAUACCAACCUUCCAGGAUACAACAAGAACUGGGUCUGGAAUGCAGACAAUCUUUGGGUAGAUCGUUGGGCCCAAGUUAUAAGCGUCCAGCCAGCCUUUGUUCAGAUCAUCAGCUGGAAUGACUUCGGCGAGUCUCACUACAUUGGGCCUUUGCAUAGCUCUCCUGCCAUGGAAACGGGAGCACUCUAUGAUUAUGUGUCUACCAUGCCUCACGAGGGUUGGCGCAAUGUCCUUCCUACAUUUAUCUCAAUGUACAAGAAUGGCACAAGCGAUGUGACUCAGGAGAGUAUCACAGCAUACUACACUCCCGAAAGAGGCUCGAACUGCAGCACAGAAAACACCACCUUGAACACUGUCAGCCACAGUCAGACAGAGUAUUCCGUCGAUUUGCUAGGCGGUAUCAAAAUCUACUACGAUGCCGCGCUCGCAUCCCCUGCCAACAUCACCGUCAAGCUUGGCGAGGUUGACGUGCAAGCAACAUGGGACGCAGCUCGGUCGCCCGCCGACGGGGGCCCCGGGGUCUAUCAUGGUUCCUAUGCAGUUCCGACUCUACCAGACGCGGACGAACCGUCCCCCGUGGUAGUUUCGUUAACUCGUGACGAUACCGUCAUCGCCCAGAUCCAAGGGAUGAGCAUAGGAGGAUGCAGUGAGACGGGCAUGCAGAAUUUCAACGCCUGGGUCGGAACUGAGAAUGUGGUGGGGAGUGCAGACAGUCUGGCAUCUCCGACUGCAUCUGCCUCCGGCCUUGGAGUUGUGCUUUCAAUAGUGCUCUUUGUUACAGCGUUGCAAUUAGUCUAG